Prunus armeniaca (apricot) is the source of this 396-nucleotide messenger RNA. Lineage: Eukaryota; Viridiplantae; Streptophyta; Magnoliopsida; Rosales; Rosaceae. The record is from the annotation of a GenBank genome assembly.
AUGUUGUUUGAGGAAUGCAUUGCAGUUCUCCUUAAGAAAUUGCCACCAAAACUUAAGGAUCCAUGGACACUAGGCAUUGGAGAUAUUAAACCAACUUUUGUGAGCUUGCAACUAGCUGAUAGGUCUAUCAAAUAUCCACUUGGAAUCAUUGAUGAUAUACUAAUCAAAGUGGAUCAAUUUGUGCUUCCAAUGGAUUUUAUCAUCCUUGACAUGGAGGAAGAUAGAGAAGUUCCCAUCAUUACGGGACGUCCUUUUAUGGCUACUGUUGGCACCAUCAUUGAUGUGAAGAAAGGUUUAUUGACCAUGACUGUACAAGGCCAAAUUGUUGAGUUCAAGGUGUUUGAGGCCAUUAAGAAGCCCGUGGAGAUGAAUGAGUGUUUGUGUAGAUACCGUUGA